AACCAGCAGAUGGGGCUGCUGGGUCUUUGUUUACGAGACAUCCAAAAAGCAGAGGAAACCCGUUUCUGCUCGCCUGUGAUCGGAAGCUGGAAAAGGGGGACCAGACGCUUGUGUUUCGGCGAUAAUCGGGUGGGAUCUGAAAAGAUCCCGGUGACCCUGCUGUUAUCGUUAGCUGACUAUACCACGAUCCUAAAGGACGAGCUCGUUUGUCAGUGGGAAUUCUUUUCCGUGUUGUGGAGCUGUGGAGAUAAAAUCUGACAACAGAAGUAGCCGUGAGCGGUGGGCGUGGCGUGUCUGAUCGCUGUGGGAUUGGUCUAUUCUGCUUCAGGGGCGGGAUUACCCACGUGGUCCAAAUUGAGACUUGUUGGAACAUCGUCACGCCUUCACAGCGCGGGACGGGACGCGGGACGGGACACGGGGCUGAGGACGGGGCCCAUGUCAGCCCGGAACGGGUCGGCGAGCGAUGCAGAGUGCCGGAUCUCUGAGGAGGGUCAGGGCCUGGAGGACGUGGAGCUGACCGAGCUGGGGCCCCUCAUGGAGGGGGUCAGUACUGGGGCUCCUGUCCUCCCUGAUGAUGAGGAAGAUGAGGAUGAAGGUGGGCGAGGGAUGACUCUCCCCCUGCAGGCUCACCACGCCAUGGAGAAGAUGGAGGAGUUUGUGUACAAGGUUUGGGAAGGCCGCUGGAGGGUGAUCCCAUACCACGUCCUUCCCGAGUGGCUGAAGGACAACGACUACCUUCUGCACGGACACCGGCCGCCCAUGCCCUCGUUCCGAGCCUGCUUCGGCAGCAUCUUCCGCAUCCACACGGAGACUGGGAACAUCUGGACACACCUGCUCGGGCUGGUGCUGUUCCUGUUCCUGGGCACUCUCACCAUGCUGAGGCCCAACAUGUCGUUCACGGCGCCCCUGCAGGAGAAGGUGGUGUUCGGGACCUUCUUCCUGAGCGCAGUGCUCUGCCUCAGCUUCUCCUGGCUCUUCCACACCGUCUACUGCCACUCCGAAAAAGUGUCCCGCACCUUCUCCAAGCUGGAUUACUCUGGCAUCGCCCUGCUGAUCAUGGGCUCCUUUGUGCCCUGGCUCUACUACUCCUUCUACUGCUCGCCCCAGCCCCGGCUCAUCUACCUGUGCAUCGUGUGUGUGCUGGGCAUCGCCGCCAUCGUGGUGGCCCAGUGGGACCGCUUCUCCACGCCGCGGCACAGGCCCACCCGCGCAGGAGUGUUCAUGGGCCUGGGGCUGAGCGGUAUCGUACCCACGAUGCACUUCACCAUCGCGGAGGGCUUUGUGAAGGCCACCACGGUGGGGCAGAUGGGCUGGUUCUACCUGAUGGGCGCCAUGUACAUCACUGGAGCCGGGCUGUACGCCGCCAGAAUCCCUGAGAGAUACUUCCCCGGCAAGUGUGACAUCUGGUUCCAGUCUCACCAGAUCUUCCAUGUGCUGGUGGUGGCUGCAGCCUUCAUUCACUUCUACGGCGUUUCCAACCUGCAGGAGUUCCGCUACGGGCUGGAAGGGGGCUGUACGGAUGACACGCUGCUCUAAGGGAGGGGGG
This is a messenger RNA of Conger conger (European conger), 1546 nucleotides long. RefSeq names its product adiponectin receptor 1a (gene adipor1a). Gene Ontology annotation, biological process: adiponectin-activated signaling pathway. The transcript has 9 exons. Gene Ontology annotation, molecular function: signaling receptor activity. Bases 436 to 1536 code for a protein of 366 amino acids. Gene Ontology annotation, cellular component: plasma membrane. The record is from RefSeq and is a predicted model, not a curated record. Lineage: Eukaryota; Metazoa; Chordata; Actinopteri; Anguilliformes; Congridae.